AUGUAUAUUCAGAAACUUUACGUUCAUUUUUACACGAGCCCUUUUAUUCGCUGUGAAAAGGCUUUAGAUAAUUUCUACGAUUCUACUAAGAGCAAAGAGGAACUGAAGAAGAGACUGAGAAGGAUAACGAAGAAGAGAGCGAAGAGGCAGAGGCGAGAGCGUGAGGAAGAGGAGGACGAUGAUAAAGAAGAACAAGAAAUGAAGAUAAAAAUGACCGAUGACGAUGAGUCAGUAGAAGUAACACCAGCAUCUUCAGAAGAGAAUGAUACCGACUAUCAACAGACGUAG
Molecule: messenger RNA, 288 nt
Organism: Paraglomus brasilianum
Lineage: Eukaryota; Fungi; Glomeromycota; Glomeromycetes; Paraglomerales; Paraglomeraceae
Source: the annotation of a GenBank genome assembly